CCUCAUUCGGGUUGAGAGGUUUGAGUUUGGUUUCCAAUUGUUUUAAUUUGUAAUUUAUUUUUCAACUAAUUUUCGGUCUUUGUUUUUAAUUAAUUGUAUUAUUUAUCUAUUGACUUGAUUGUCUCAUUUCUUGAUUGACUUUAGUUCCAAAAUCGAUUGUUUAUUAAAUUCAAAUGGCAAGACAUUCAUCUGAAGAUAAACGGAAAGCGAGAUCUCCUGAGAAGGUUAAGGAGAAACGUAGAAAGAAACCAUCUAAAUAUUGGGAUAUUCCUCCUCCAGGAUUUGAACAUAUUUCUCCUUAUCAGUAUAAAGCCAUGCAAGCAGCCGGUCAAAUACCGGCAACUUUAUUCGCUACCCCAGGAACCGUACCAGUACCUAUUGUAGGUUCUACGCUCACCCGUCAAGCUCGUAGAUUGUAUGUUGGUAAUAUUCCCUUUGGAUGUUCCGAGGAGGAGAUGAUGGAAUUUUUCAAUGCCCAAAUGCACGCUUGUGGUUUCGCUCAAGCUCCUGGUAAUCCAGUUCUUGCUUCCCAGAUUAAUUUAGAUAAGAACUUUGCCUUUCUCGAGUUCCGAUCUAUUGAUGAAACAACUUCUGCUAUGGCUUUUGAUGGUAUUGCUUUCAAAAGUCAAUCUUUGAAAAUUCGUCGUCCUCAUGAUUACCAACCAAUGCCUGGCAUGUCAGAAAUUCCUCAAAUUACAGUUCCAGGAGUUAUAUCUACAGUAGUAGCCGAUUCUCCUCAUAAAAUAUUUAUUGGAGGUCUACCUAAUUAUCUUAAUGAAGACCAAGUUAAAGAACUUUUGAUGAGCUUUGGACAAUUGAGAGCCUUCAAUCUGGUAAAGGAUUCGGCAACAGGAUUAUCUAAGGGUUAUGCGUUUUGUGAAUAUGCGGAUGUCAAUAUAACGGAUCAGGCAAUCGCUGGUCUCAACGGAAUGCAGUUGGGGGAUAAGAAGCUAAUUGUUCAAAGAGCGAGUGUCGGUGCUAAAAGUGGUCCAUUGGCUCAACCUGGUGCAGCAUUGGCGGCUCCCGUUCAAAUUCAAGUUCCAGGACUUCAAGUGGUCUCCUCAGGCGUUGGUCAACCUACUGAAGUCUUAUGUCUAAUGAACAUGGUCACUGCAUCGGAAUUAUCAGAUGACGAGGAAUAUGAUGACAUUCUCAAAGAUAUCGAAGAGGAAUGUGGCAAAUACGGAGUUGUUAGAUCAAUCGAAAUCCCAAGACCCAUUCCAGGAGUCGAAGUACCAGGCGUUGGAAAAGUUUUCGUGGAGUUUAGUACAAUACCCGAGUGUCAACGAGCCCAACAAGCCUUAACUGGACGUAAAUUCUCAGACAGAGUAGUGGUUACAUCAUUCUUAGACCCUGAUAAAUAUCAUAGAAGACAAUUUCAAUAAUUUUUCGUCGCAUCAAAAUUAAUCAAACCUUUUUUUGAUCUCUUCAUAUCUUUCAUAAACAUCACACUUUCUAUUCAAUUAAGAAAACAAUCCAAAUCUUUUCAUCUCUUCA
Molecule: messenger RNA, 1497 nt
Organism: Panonychus citri (citrus red mite)
Lineage: Eukaryota; Metazoa; Arthropoda; Arachnida; Trombidiformes; Tetranychidae
Gene: U2af50
Product: splicing factor U2AF 50 kDa subunit-like
Exons: 6
Coding region: 174-1385 (403 amino acids)
Biological process (GO): mRNA processing
Cellular component (GO): nuclear speck; U2AF complex; commitment complex
Molecular function (GO): pre-mRNA 3'-splice site binding; poly-pyrimidine tract binding
Source: RefSeq, a predicted model, not a curated record